AUGGCAAACCGCCGCCGCCCGCAGGUCGCGUCGGUCACCGGUCGCCGUCGCUCCAUCUCAGACCCUCUCGCCGCAGCCCUCCUCCCCCCUCCAAAUGAAACUCCAGAGCAACGCGAAAACAGACUCCGCGAGGAGGAGGAUGCCAAGAAACGCAGCGAUAGGAUUGACAAGAUGAUCAAGGAGAGUGAACGGGAACGGCGCCGGAAGAAGGUGAUCAAAGUCCUCCUACUUGGCCAGAGCGAGAGCGGCAAGAGUACUACUUUGAAGCGUGAGUGCGGGUUUGACGAUCUCGAUGACGUCUACUCGACCGAGGUUGCAUCCAUCGUCAUUAGCUCGCCCAUCAGCUCGCACAACCGUCCUGUGUCAGCGAGCGCCGCAGGCCCCGAUUACGAGAGCUAUCACAGGCGGCUGGCGCCGCUGAUGGAGCUGGAGCUGCGCUUGAUUCAGCUGCUGUCUGACCCAGAAGACAACGACACGCGCGAAGCGACGCACCUCCCGCCCGACGCGCUCGCCUAUCCUCCUCGUGGCUACGGCUCCACGCCACCGUCUUCCUCCGCAUUCGGCCCGAGCACGAGUGCGCCGUCGCGCCCUGCGCCGCGGAUCAGCAUCCCGCCCACCGCCGCGUCGUCGCCUACGUCACCCACAUCCCUGUCUCCUACGACGGAGCUGUCCGUGAGCACGACGUCAACGUGGAAGAGGGUGCUCACGCUGGGCAACCGCAGCCCGAAAAGCGAGCACACGGGCGAGCUGCAGGGCUGGUGGGAGGACCCGCACGACCCAGUGCACAUCCUGUACCGCUGCGCGCCUGUCAUGACCGAGCUGUGGCGCGACAAGCGUGUGCGGGCACGACUGGGAGAAAAACGCAUUCGUCUCGAGGAGAGCAGCGGGUUCUAUCUGGACGAAAUCCAGCGGGUCACGGCGAAGAUGUACUUCCCCACGGACGAGGACGUUCUCAAGGCACGCCUGAAGACGAACGGCGUGGUCGAGCACUCGUUCAGCCUGCCGAAAAAUAGCGAGUUCGGCGGCGUCGAGUGGAAGAUCUACGACGUCGGCGGGUCGCGGCCGCAGCGGCGGGCCUGGGAGCCGUAUUUUGACGACGUGAAUGCGAUCAUAUUCCUCGCCCCCAUCAGUGCCUUCGACCAAGUGUUGGCUGAGGACCCUUCUGUGAACCGCCUAGAGGACUCUAUGCUGUUGUGGCAGUCCGUAACAUCGAGCAAGCUGCUUGCGAAUGUCAACAUCGUGUUGUUUCUGAACAAGUGCGACCUGCUGAAGCGGAAGCUCGAGAGCGGUGUGCGGCUCAGCCAUCACAUGCCCUCAUAUGGCGACCGACUCAAUGACUACGAGACGGUAUCCAACUAUUUCCGGUCGAAGUUCAUCGCACAACAUCACUUGUGUACGCCGAACAAAUCAAGGGAAUGUUUUGUGCACCUGACUUCGGUCACCGAUUCCCGCAAGACGCAUCUGAUCAUCAACAACGUGCGAGAUAUAAUCUUGACAGGAAAUCUAAAGUCUUCUCAAUUGAUUUGA
Messenger RNA from Postia placenta MAD-698-R-SB12, 1527 nucleotides. RefSeq lists its product as hypothetical. Gene Ontology annotation, biological process: adenylate cyclase-activating G protein-coupled receptor signaling pathway. Gene Ontology annotation, molecular function: G protein-coupled receptor binding; G-protein beta/gamma-subunit complex binding; GTPase activity. Bases 1 to 1527 code for a protein of 508 amino acids. Gene Ontology annotation, cellular component: heterotrimeric G-protein complex. The transcript has 10 exons. NCBI's taxonomy places the organism in Eukaryota, Fungi, Basidiomycota, Agaricomycetes, Polyporales, Adustoporiaceae. The record is from RefSeq and is a predicted model, not a curated record.